This is a messenger RNA of Oikopleura dioica, 2082 nucleotides long. The record is from the annotation of a GenBank genome assembly. Lineage: Eukaryota; Metazoa; Chordata; Appendicularia; Copelata; Oikopleuridae.
AUGAAGAUCCUCGUCAUACUGGCUGGUGUGCUUGUCGGAGCUCAACAAUGCUCAUCAGGGGUCAAAGAUCUAACGAUGACCCCAGGAUCUACUGGUGAGGAUGUGACUCGAGCAACUUAUGGAAAAGUUUGGAGCGAAAUUUCAACUUGGAAUAACAAAUACGAGGAUCGGGAUUUUUUCCUUCGAUAUGCUUACGCUGAAACUAAUUUCGGUAUUGUCCAGCAUCAUCAUGUCCAGCAAAUCUGGUCAAUCGACGAAGCCCAAUUCAACACUACAAAGACAGUUUCACUCAAAAGUACAGUUUCAACCAAAUUCAAUGUCGACUGGGAUCAACUUGAGUACGACGAGAUGACCGUCCCGACAUAUUCCAUGCUAGCGCUCUUUCUUUACUUGGAGCAUCUCAACGAAUUUCCUAUACCCUACUCUAUCGAUGCACAAGCCGUUAUUUACGAGAAUAUCACUCAUCAUACUGUCGACGGGUUCAAGAAUGCGACAGAGGAGCUCGAUCAAAUCACAGAAAAUGAAUGCUUGACAAAAGCGCUCGAUAUAGUUUUCGUCGUCGAUGAGUCGGGAUCAAUUGGAACAGCGAAUUUUCAACUCAUAAGGGAUUUUCUUGAAGACUACGCUAAAGACAGCAAUAUUGCUGACGAUGCCGCUCGUAUCGCCAUUAGACCAUUUUCAAGCUCUAACUAUCUUUACUUUUCAUUGAAUGAUUUCAAAACGAAGAAUAUCAUUUACGAGAUUCAAAACAUGCCCUACAAUGGUGGCGGAACAAACACCGCCGAUGCACUCGAUGCUGCUCUCACAGAUUACGGAUCUGAUCGACCAGAAUCCGUUAAAUUCAUGGUCACUAUUACAGAUGGGGAGAGUAACUCAUUCGCGAUGACAAAAGCAGCCGCAGACAGGGUCAAAUCAGAUCCAAGAAAUAUUCAAUCUUUUGCUAUUGGAGUUGCUGGAGCAGAUGAAACUGAAUUAGAGGCUAUAGCAACUUCUGAAGAGCACGUGAUGUUCCUUGCUGGAUGGGGAGACUUUUCGGCCAUCAAAAAUAAUCUCAUGAGUAAGAUCUGCGAAGGCAAUAUUGAAAAUAACAACGGUGGUGAUACUCAAGUUGGUGGAAGUGCCGGUAAUCCCGGUAAAAUCAUCUUAAAGAUCGGUAUGACCGGAAAAGACAACUAUGACUUCAAAGCAAAUGGUCCACUGACCUUCUUUUAUCAUCGAAGUAAUCCUCAGCCAAGUCCUGCUGCAUAUGAGAAGACAUUCAAUCUUACCUCGCCAAACUUGAACAAAUGGAUAAACCAUCAUGUUGGCUCUGGACACGAGUUCGUCUACCUCUCGGCAUACAAUUACAAUAUAAAUCCGGCAAUCGUGUCUCUACGGAUUAACAGUGGCGGUUCAUCUGGUCCAAUUGAUCCUGAGCCAGUACUCUGUCCCCCAAACUCUCAUUGUGUUGGCGGAACUUGCGAAUGCUUCCCUCAGUAUUCACUUGAUGUCGGAGGAAAUUGCGUUUUCGAUCGAUGCGCCAAUGUCGAUUGCUUCAAUGGUUAUGAAUGCGCUCCUGCUACCGGAACAUGUUUUUGUCCAGAUGGACAUUUGGAACUUAAUGGCAAUUGCUACGCUGCCACGUGCCCAGAUACUGCAGUUCAAGUUCAUGAAAAUGAAUUCGGCUAUGCGAUGGGUGAACUGAGCUCCCCUUGGCGAGAACAUGGCCAUGACUACCCGAGCAACUUCGACUGUACUUACGAGUUUGAAACUGUCCGCGCUGAAGGAAGCUGUUACGAAGUUCUUCUUGAAAAUCCUUUUGGAGUCGAAGCUUCGGCUAAUUGUCGAAAUGAUCGGCUCGAGAUUUAUGAUGUCAUUAAUGCUGAUCAAGUAAAUAUGGAUCACUCUGCAACUCGACCUGCCGGAGCGGCGGUAAUGUGCGGCGACGCGUGCGUUGCGGAAGGCGGAUGGGUUGGAAAAAUCUGCGGAGACAAACUCAAAAUCCGAUUCAAGUCUGAUCACAUUGUAGAAGACAUCGGCUGGCGACUCAAAUGGGUUCUUCGACCUAAGGAAGAGUGUGAUUGUCUCUGUAACCGACCAUAA